Messenger RNA from Cyprinus carpio (common carp), 1108 nucleotides. RefSeq lists its product as uncharacterized. The transcript is spliced from 8 exons. Bases 53 to 1108 code for a protein of 351 amino acids. The record is from RefSeq and is a predicted model, not a curated record. NCBI's taxonomy places the organism in Eukaryota, Metazoa, Chordata, Actinopteri, Cypriniformes, Cyprinidae.
GUUGGAUAGUAGCAGCGUACAGGAUAAAAACAUUCAGGAAUUAGAUGCAAGUAUGUCAUCACUGGAUCUGGAUGUCAUCAGUGAAGAUGAACUUAACAACAUUAAAAACUCAAUUAUCGAGUGGGAAGAUGACACCUGGUGUCCUGAUAUGGAGACAAAGUCUGUGUCAUCAUUUGAAGAAGACGAAACAAAGGAAAUAGAUACAGACUAUGAUGACAGUGAUGAUGAGGACUAUAUGCCACAUAUUUGUGUGCGGACUGGCGGUGCUCUGAAGACUCCGAUUUGUCUGAAUUCCCUUCAAACAAUUAGUAUGGAGGACACUGUGCACGAUGCUGAAGACAACUCCCAAGACCCUACUAUUGCAGACAUACAUCCAAUCCCAGAGACUGCUAAAAUCAUGGUUGAGGAUGACAUAAUUGGCCAGCCAGCAUCUAUAACAUACCACAGUUGUCUGAAGCUGCUUGCUGAAUAUCUUGUUCUACCUGUGAACAUGUGUACUGCUAAGUACACAAACACAAAUGCAGAGUGUGGGGCACAUAAACCAUUUGAGGUCAACAUCCAUUCCGGGGGUACAGCUGCAAUUGUGGAAUGGAUAUGUUGUAAUGGUCACACUGUUUGGAAAUGGUCUGAUGUCUGGCAUGGGUCCAAAAACUUGAGCAAAAAAAUUCACGCAGCAGGGCAGCAAAAGGGGUGUGCCAUUCUCCAGAUGUGGAAUAAAGACAUCUGCAACCACUUCUGGUACUGCUGUAAGACGGCAGAUACCUAUGAAGAGUUUAUUGACAUGUGGGUGGGAGUCCUGCACCAUGUCACAGGAGAACACACGUGGGCUCUUGGUGAGUGUAAACAUGGCCCCUUGCUGGACGACAGAGAUAAAGAAUUGAUUGAGAGUGGUUCAGUGGCACAUGAGAGGCUGGCUGAAAUUAUUCUCGAUGAACGCUGGCUGAAGGUCGUCCCCAAGUAUCUGAAUUUCAGGUCAACUGCAGAUUUGGAGUCGUUUCACAACCACAUACUGAUGUAUGCCAGCAAGCGCUUCAGCUUUUCCCCACCAGUUUAUAUGCUGCUCGUACCGAUGCUGGCUGGCCUCGAUUACACGCCAUCUUCUCCAUAG